UUAAUAAUUGAGUUUCAUAAUAUAUUAUUCUAUUUUACAAAAAUGUUAUUAAUCUAUUAUAUAAUGCAACAAUUGUAUUUUUAGUGAGCACACAAACAGGAGUACUUAAAUUGUCCUAAGUUUUCUGUGACUUCUAUGAUAUUUUCAAAUUUUUAAUCGAAGUAAAAGAAAAAAUAAAACAACAGGAUUGGUCUCGUUUUGGCUUGAAAGUAAAAAUUUAAUUCUUUUAAAAAGGUUCCAGCUCCUCGAGGGUCUCUUCAAUCGCACUUCAAUUGAAAAAUUGAAGUUUUCGUAUCUUUGUAUCUACUGUGAAUUUAUUUCCUUUCAUUUUGUCGAAAAUGCAUUCAAUUAAUAAUUUUUUUUCUACAUUCAAUCCAUUACAAAAAAAAAUCUUCAAUAAAGCCAAGUGUUUCUCGCAUAGCUUCAGUACAUCCAUGUAAAAAUCUCUUAAAAAAAAUCAUUUACUCUUAAAAAACAAAUGAAAUAUCUUUUUUUGUCGAUAUGCCAUGCACGAUUUUCACAACCAAAUCUGUAGCAUAUAUUAGUUCCGAGCGACAACAGUGCUUCGAUGAAAGUGAUUCAUUGCUGUGUUUGCUAUGCGGUGAAAAAUGCACCCAGUACCACCUGGCCGAGUGCAAAAAUUGCAUCCUUAGUAUUAAUGACUAUUCAAAAAUAAAGUGAAGGAUCACUUUGAUUUUAUUUUAUUUUUUUUCGCGCACCACAUUGAAAAUUGCUAUGUAAAAUUAUCUAAGUUAAGUUGAAGUUGAACUCAAAUGAGUUUCAAAUAAAAGAAUAUAUAUCUUUUUCUUUCUUUCAAUAAUUCAUGGUAAAAAUGAUUGCGAAUGACAAUGUGGAUAUAUGAACUGCAUGAGAAAUAUUGUUAACUUUUUAACAAUUGUAUGAAAUAGAACAAAAAUAACAAAAAGUAAAUCAUUAAUGAUCACCACUGAUAUUUAUUGCAAUAAAAGAAAUGCUAUUUUAUUUUAUAUUAUUUCAACAGGAAAUGGGACACGGAAUUUCCAGGCCAGAGUUCCACCUGAAAAAAUUCUUUCUUAUGGAGUUAUGGGAGUUAUAAAUUGCUUGAAAUUGAUUAAACCCCGAAUUUCAUUUCAGCAAGACGAACGGGGUCUUGCCGCCUUAUUCUUUGGUUCAGACAGUGGUGGCAGCACCGGUCCCAUCGACGCACGCCACCCAAGUGAGGUGUGAGAAGCGGAGAAGCCGCCAUUUCGCUGCUUCUCAAUUUCUCCGCUCGUCUUGCUACGCUAGAAAGACUGCGCGGCGCUGCAGUCGCGAGUGCGUCUCGGUGACGACGACGGUGCUCCUCUGCGGACUCUCCUGCCACAAUCAAAUUUUGUAAAAUUAUUUUAUUUUCUGAUCUGAUUCGAGUCGAAAGCCAAAGCCUAGCGUAUUUUCUCGGUUUCGAAUACGCCAUCGUUCGGUUUCGGGCCGAAAACGGGCGUCGAGUGGCGCGGCGCCGAUCGAAUCCGAUGGCGCCGGCGAUCACCGCCGCCAGCGACUCCUCGCACUCUCUCAAGCUGGACGACGGCCAGACGCACGAGGCGGCCGCCCCCGGGGCCCCCGCCGAGGCCCACGCGCCCCAGCCCAAGAUGCGGCCCCCCCACGACUCCGAGCCUGAGCCGCUCAUUUCCGAGGACGACCUUCUGCAGCAAGUGCUGAAGACGAUGGAGGAGAACAAGGGCGAGGUGUUGGGCCAGUUGCUGAACCUGGAGCUGCUGGAGGGUGUCGGCGGUGGUAGCGGUGAGGCCGAGGGGCGGCUGGCGGAGGUGGCUGCGCGCCAGCACCACCUCCAGCGCCGCCUGGACCGCCUUCGCCGCCUCCUGCGCAAGAAGCAGGCGAGGAACCUUGGCUUCCACGCCUCCCUCCAGAUCUACGAAAUGGUGACCACGACCAAGGCCCUUCUGAAGGCGCGUGGCCUGCGGCUGCACGCGGCCGCCGCCUCAGAUGACCUCCUUGACCCUGACCACGUCAACGGGAUGUCUCCGCGAGCGUUGGCCUCGUUGGUGAAGCAGCUGUCGAGCGGUGGGGGCGGCGGGGGCGGACUGACGGCCACACUGGGUGGCGCCCUGAGCCACGAGCAGGCGGCCGCGCUGGCCGGUGGCAGUGGUCAAUUGGGCCAGCGGCUGCAACACGUUGAGGCUGCCUUUGACUCGGACGUGACCGCCUCCAGCAGCGGCGGCGACUCGGCCGAUGAGGCCGCCUCGUUCCCCUCACACAACCAGGCCAAGGCCCCAAUUCAAAAGAGGGCCGCGUGGCGGUUCGCGCGAGAACGAGCGUCGGCUGCGAGCAGGUGGGCGUGGCUGACGGCCAACAUCGCUGAACUCGAGUACCGCAUCCGGCAACUGGGCGACUAUCAGCGGCAGGUGCGCGGCAACAAGGGUGCUGUCGCCCUCCUGCCCCGUGUGGGCCCCUCUGAGGAGCCCCCCGCCGCCAGCAGGGUCGCCCCCCUCGACCUCGCCACCUUCCGCAAGAGGAAACUCUUCGUGCCCGGCAUGCUCACCCCCAAGGCGGCCAAAAGGGUAUGUCCAAGCGCAACGCAGCCGCCUUGUUGCCGCGACUCUUGUUCGAUGCCGUGCGUGCUGUGCUUCCCGAAGAAGGGGGCGGCCGUGGCGGGGGUGACAGAGGUGGGUGGCCGCGAGUCUGUGCGCGAGCGGGCGGCCAGACUAGACCCUGCCGUACACCCUGUGCUAUCUGCCAACGCGGACGUCGGCCGCUCCCUGCACAUGGCCGCCCUCCUGCGGCAGCCCGGCUGGCAGCAGGCCCAGCUUCGCACCCGCGGCGGCCUCUCCGCCGCCGCCGUCAAGAAGGCCACCCAAGCGGCGGCCUCCGCGGCCGCCCUCACAGUCCCCGCCGGCCCCAAGCGCAAGUACAGCAAAAACAGUUCCCACGCCAGCGCCAUCUCGGCCAAGUUGCGGAAAAAGGCAAAGGCGCGCAAAAAGCUGAAGCAGCAGCGGAUGGCGGCGGCGGCCGCGGACAACAAGAAGCGCGUCAAGAAGGUGUCGUGCAGCGCGGCGGGGGCGGAAGAGGCCCCCGGGGGCGGAGGAGGCCUGCUGCACGAGCUGCGCCAGGUGCGCAGAAAGCGUGAGAGUUCUUACGACAUUGACAACAUAGUCAUUCCGUACUCGAUGGCCGCCCUCACGCGCGUCGAGAAGCUCGAGUACAAGGAAAUCCUCACGCCCAAGUGGCGCGUGGCUCAAAUUUUGUCGGCAGUCUGCAAGGGCAAAGCGCGGCCCUCGACGGACGAGAGCGAGGUGGAGGACAUUAGUGACGAGGCGGUCGGGUCGCGCCACGAGCCACUCGAGCUCGAGGAGCGCCGCAAGUUCCGGUGUGUGCCGCAGCGUGGCGCUGUCCGCGGCCGCCGCACAGACAGCCGUGCCGAGAGUUCCGGCGCAAACACUCCUGACCCGAUGUCCCCGAGUGGGGUGCCUGAGGGCGUGGACUCUCCGCUGACCUCGCCCCGCGCCACCCCUCUGCCCCUGGAGGAACUGGGACGCAGCAAGGGCCGGCGCAGGACCGCCUCCCUCCUCCUCCUCCCGGAGGCGCCACCCCUGCCCUUCCUCGAAGAAGUGGCGCGUCCCUUUGAGCCGCGCGUGUUUCCCUUGUCGGAGGAGCAGUGCCAGAAAAUCCUGAGCGAGGAGGCCGACGAGGUGGUGACCCUGCCGCCUCCAAGCACUGCCCCCGCCCCCCAGUUGGUGGCAGAGGAGGCGGUGCCGGAGGCGGCGGGGGCGGCCGUGGGGCCGGCGUCUCCGUGCAGCAGCGACUCGACUGAAUCGGCGCUGCCCGAGGACGACCCCGAGUGGACGCUUCCAGACGACGACGACAGAUCUCAGUGAAGACGUCCCCACUAAACUUUACAGUUACGAGUUUGUAGUUCUACAAUUAAGUUUAAAAAGAAUGAAAGAAAGAGUCAAACAAAUAAACGUGGAAUA
Molecule: messenger RNA, 3947 nt
Organism: Neocloeon triangulifer
Lineage: Eukaryota; Metazoa; Arthropoda; Insecta; Ephemeroptera; Baetidae
Gene: nsl1
Product: KAT8 regulatory NSL complex subunit 1
Exons: 12
Coding region: 1488-3851 (787 amino acids)
Cellular component (GO): NSL complex
Molecular function (GO): histone acetyltransferase binding
Source: RefSeq, a predicted model, not a curated record